Hydractinia symbiolongicarpus is the source of this 1258-nucleotide messenger RNA. RefSeq names its product lactadherin-like. Lineage: Eukaryota; Metazoa; Cnidaria; Hydrozoa; Anthoathecata; Hydractiniidae. The transcript has 7 exons. The record is from RefSeq and is a predicted model, not a curated record. Bases 97 to 894 code for a protein of 265 amino acids.
UUUGACAAGUGAAGUAGUUUUAAUUUGAAAAGCUUAAUGACAGUCUGGCUUAAUUUCAACAUCAACUUUGGAGGUUAGCAACUUUAGUUUAAGAAAAUGAGACUUCGAUCUCUUGCAUUUGCUUCUAUGUUGGUGGUGUUGAUGAAAGGAUGCGACUGUGCAAAAUGCAUCACAUACUGGCAAACAGUGAUAACAGACAAAGCUAGUUGUGUUGAUAAACAUGCUUUGUGCCAAAAUUGGUUUAAGAACGGUGAAUGCACCAAAAAUCCAGAUUAUAUGAUGCCCAAUUGUUGCUCUUCAUGCAGUUCGUGUCAAGACAAAAGAAUUGACUGCGAAAGAUGGGCGAAAGUACCUCAACAGUGUACAACAGCAGUCAUGAAAAAAGGAUGCCGAAAAAGUUGCGGACAAUGCACUGUGACUACUAAGAGAAAGGUGAAAACAUGCGAAGUCGCUACUGAAAAAUGUGUACCAAAGCCUGUAGUACGUGGUUCACCCAGUUACGCCUCUUCACAACUUCCAAAUUUCCAGGCACACAGAGCUCGCAUUGGUGGUGGGAAUGGAUGGUGCGCUGGACUCCAGGACAAAAAACCGUUUUUAAACUUAGACUUAAGAUCUGUGAAAGAAAUAUCCGAAUUCGAUAUUCAAGGAACAAACACAAAUCCACUAAGUUUUGUGAAGAGCUUUAAACUGGCGUACUCUAAAACAGGGACAUCAUGGAUUUUCCAUUCGGAAUACGCCAACCGAGCGAUAGCACAGGUCUUUGACGGAAAUUGGGACGGUAAUACAAUCAGAAAGUACAAGUUUAUAAAUGUAUUCGAGGCGCGUUACGUUCGAAUAUACCCGCAAGAGUGGCAAAAUUAUGCGUGCUUGCGACUGGAAAUAUACGGCUGCUAAUAAACGACGAUUGCCCAUAUGAAUAAUGAGCUGACGUUUCUUGUUUUUUGUUGUGAUUUUUUGAGAAGCAGGCAUAGAGAAUAUUUUUUUCACAUAUACGAGUAAUGAGCUGAUGGUUUUUUUGUUGAAAACAAGGAAUAACAAAGUAAGUGUAUUGUAAAAUCUGUAAAAAUUAUGCUUAUUUUAAUUUUGUUGUUUUCUUUACAUAUUAUGUGUUUUUUACAUAUAUAUUGCUUGAAUGAUAAAAUGUUAAUAUAAGGAAAUAUAAAUUGACUAUAUGAAAUUGAGAUGUCGUUUUAAAUCUGACGAUUCACUAAGGGAAAGCCCACCCUUAAAACGUAAGGCCUAUAAAAGUAAGCAAAAG